This is a messenger RNA of Cryptococcus wingfieldii CBS 7118, 2946 nucleotides long. RefSeq lists its product as hypothetical. The record is from RefSeq and is a predicted model, not a curated record. Gene Ontology annotation, molecular function: protein dimerization activity. The transcript is spliced from 3 exons. NCBI's taxonomy places the organism in Eukaryota, Fungi, Basidiomycota, Tremellomycetes, Tremellales, Cryptococcaceae. The coding region runs from base 1 to 2946 and encodes 981 amino acids.
AUGUCCGCCUCCAUCUACCGCCACGCCCCAGACGAGCUCAGCGCCGUCCUCGACGUCCCCUCCGCCCACCUACAACCCCACCACGACCUCUUAGCCCCAGACUUCAACAGUCCCUUUGCCGCCGACCAGCUUCUCUUCAACCCCGCCUCCCACCCCGCCUCCCUCUCAUCCCAGGAAGGUGAUUCGUCCUUCCUGCUGUCCCCCGCCGGCCCCCACUCCAGCUCCUCCCUCUCCCCAAGGCUGUCCCUCUCACCGUCUACGGGCGAGCCUUCCAUCCGCCCCUCUUCUCUCUCCUCGUACGCCCACUCUCACGCCUCUGCGCUCUCGCCCAACAGAAGCUAUGGCACUGCUUCACCACACUUUGAUCCCAUGAGCGGGAGCGAGUUGGAUCUGUUCCUCCUCCCCGAGCUGGGUCUUAAUUCCGAUGCCAGCUCCACCUUGGACUUGCCGCAACAUAACGAAAAGGCGGGCCACUCCCUCUACCUGCCUGGGAGACAGGAAGGAGCUAUGAGUGAUGACUGGAUACAGGACUUGUUCAAAGAUCCCACGUUCAAUCUGGGACAGCAGCCUCAGCAGCCAAAUGGACCUGUGCCUAGGACUGAAACGCCUUCGGGCAGCCAGAACAUUCAUUUGCAACAGCAUCAGCAUAUUGGGCAGACUAUCCAGCCGCAUCAGAUGGGGCAGCUGGGGGAAAGCCAACAAGGAUGGCCAGGGACGAAUGGUGAUGUGCAGCUCAACAUGCCGUACCAAGCUCCUCAGCCUCAAUCCCAUCCUCAACCCCACGUUCAGACUUCCAAACCACGGGCCGCCCCUGCCCACCGAACGCCUUCGGCCAAAGCCUCAGACAGCUCUGCCCCCGCCCCCACUGUCGGCAAACAUAACAAAACCGAGCGUCGCUACCGUCAAAAAGUCCAGGCUGCUCAAGCCGACCUGCGCGAUGCCAUCCCUGCCCUUCGUGUAUUAUACGGCACCUCUACGCCGGAGCAAGCGGCUACGAUCGAUAUCAAGGCCGCUGAUGGUACCGUGGACGGGCUCGGGGAGGUGACGAGGCCCAAUGCGAGUGCGAAGGCGACGAUCUUGAUCGGGGCGAGAAUGUACAUUGAGCUCCUUCAGAGGCGAAGCGCAAAGUUGCAGAGGAUGACGGAUGAACUCCAGGACUUUAGGAAGACUGUUGAGGGGGAAGCAGGCUUUGGUGCUUGGAAAGGCCAGUUCGAUGCCAAAGAGGCAGAAAUCGAGCGGUACGAGGCCGAGCAGUUGGCGAUCAGGAUUGCGCGGGAAGAAGAAGAAGAGAGUGAUGAAGACGGCGGCGAAGAGGUAGAUCAAGAGCCAUCGAAGAAGAGAAAGAGGGCUGCACCAGCCCCCAAGAAGCCCAGAGCUCCAGCAAAGUCAAAAGUGCAAGCCACAGCUGCUGCUGGCGCCCGGGUAUUUGCCGCCUUUGCUCUCUCAUUCUCAUUCGCUCCCUCCGCCUCUACCAUCCUUCAUCCUGUUUCACAGUCAUCUACCUCUCAGCUGCUGGGACCCCUGACCAAGCGCCAGGUCCUCUCACGUGUACCCAUUUUGACCGCCGAACAUACUUCUCGCCUUCUCGCUCGAGCUCUACCGAGUACAUUCGCGCCGGGUCCCGAAGCGUUGGUGGAAUGGACAUGGAAGUUGCUCAUCGCCGCUCUUCUUGCCGUUCUUAUGCGCUCGGUGAUCUCCAGGUGGUCUGCCCAGGACAAGCGUCCUACCACACCGGGGAGUCUCAGGGGUGUGGUUGAGGAUCUUGUUCAAUUUGCAACAGACAAGAACGAGGGUCGUGAUGGAGAUGAUUGGGAGCAUCUUGCUGCUGCGAUCGUGGGCAACUCAGCACCCCUGCCAACAGCAGUCAAGUGGCAUACCAUCCUCCACCUCAAUAUGACCGCUUCCAGACCCUACCCUCUCGCUUUACUCGCUCUUCUCCAGCCCGAGGUUGUUCUUCUCCGCUCUCCUGCAAGCAUCUGGACUUCUGCUCAGUCCCUUGUGGAUAGCACUACCCCAGCAGCAUUGGUUACAGUACUGCAGCUGCCCCUCCACGAGGUUCAAAAGUGCUUGACGGCAGUGUCCCCAACAUCUGCUCCUCUACCUGCUUUGGCGGAGCAGAUCACCCUCACUCACAUACACGACCUCUACACCCGCUUCUUCAUCCACAUCGUGGACGCCUCUCUCCCACCGUCCGCCUCUUCAUCCACGCUCCGCACUCUCCUUGCAGACCUCGAGGCUUACGGACUUGGUACCCAUCUGCAAACGUCAAACUUUGACAAGGAGAUUCGUGCCACCAUCUCUGGCGUCCAAAAGGGAAGUGCUGCCCAUGCGCUCGGAUUGGUAUUGAUUGGGCUUUGGGGCGUAUUUGUGAGGCAAAGGCCCGAGGGACAGGCGUCGUUGGUGGCUUCCUUGGCGGGACUCCAAGUUUCCGGGGGUGUACAGGGCUUGGAGAGCGUCGGCGCUCUUCUCGAACUUCUCUAUCCCGGGUGCUCAGAAUUUGCUCCAGCUCCUUCUCACGAGGAAAACCUUUCCAAGACCGCCCAAAAAGUCGAUCAUCUCGCCCUCUCCAUUAUCGAGUACAUCUCUCUCCUCCUUUCCAAUCCUUCCUCUUCCGCAUCUGUAUCUACCGAAAACAAGCCUAGAGGAAAUAGGAAGGAGGAAAGCAUGGAUGUGCAGAAAAGGGUCGUCAGCCUGAGAGGCAUUUUGAACAAGACCGGCUGGGUUGAGAUCGAAUCCUCCUGGGACGACGACGAUUCUGACGAUGAGCAAGCUUCCGCUGCUCCUUCACAGGAAGGACAGAGUCACCUUGAGACAGAGAGGACAAAGUAUGAGCGGGCGAAAGAGAGGCUGGUAGACGUCUUGGUGAAGAUUGGGCGACGGGCUGCAGGAAGAGCGAGGGGCCGGGAUGAAGAUUCUGGACUGGAAGGGGAUUUGGACGAAUUAUAG